Molecule: messenger RNA, 1497 nt
Organism: Oenanthe melanoleuca
Lineage: Eukaryota; Metazoa; Chordata; Aves; Passeriformes; Muscicapidae
Gene: AMDHD1
Product: amidohydrolase domain containing 1
Exons: 9
Coding region: 42-1355 (437 amino acids)
Cellular component (GO): cytoplasm
Molecular function (GO): imidazolonepropionase activity
Source: RefSeq, a predicted model, not a curated record
CGGGAGGGGACUUUGAGCCCAGCGGCCCCGCAGUCGGUGCCAUGGCGGGCCGGCAGCGGCACCGGCUGCUGCUGGAGAACGCCGAGCAGCUGGUGCUGGUGUGCGGCCGGCGGGAGCCGUACCUGCGGCGGGACGGGGCUGCCGGGCUGAGCGUGCUGCGGGCGGCCAGCCUGGUGGUGGGGCUGGAUGGCUGUAUCAAAGCCGUGGGCCAGGCAGAUGUUAUCCGCAAUCAGUUUUCAGGAGCAACGUUUGAAAGGAUAAUUGACUGCUCUGGGAAGUGUGUGUUACCAGGCCUGGUAGAUGCACACACACAUCCAGUGUGGGCUGGUGAUAGGGUUCAUGAGUUUGCAAUGAAGCUGGCAGGUGCAUCCUACAUGGAGAUCCACCAGGCUGGGGGAGGGAUCCAUUUCACGGUGGAGCACACUCGGAAGGCCACGGAGGACGAGCUGUGCCGGGCCCUGCAGCAGCGGCUGGAGCGCAUGCUGCGGGCGGGAUCCACGCUGGUGGAGUGCAAGAGUGGCUAUGGCUUGGAGCUGCAGGCAGAGCUCAAAAUGCUCAGGGUGAUCGAGCGUGCCAGGAAAUCCAUGGACAUUGGCAUCUCCUCCACCUACUGCGGCGCUCACGCCGUGCCCAGAGGGAAAACUGCUACCGAAGCCACAGAUGACAUUAUCAAUAACCACCUUCCUAAACUGAAAGAACUCAAACUAAGUGGUGAAAUACAUGUUAACAAUAUAGAUGUGUUCUGUGAGAAGGGAGUCUUUGAUCUGGAGUCUACAAGGAGGAUACUUGAAGCUGGAAAAGAGAUAGGGUUACAGAUUAACUUCCAUGGUGAUGAACUCCAUCCGAUGAAAUCUGCUGAGCUUGGAGCUGAGCUAGGAGCCCGGGCCAUCAGCCACCUGGAAGAAGUUAGUGAUGAAGGUAUUGUGGCAAUGGCAAGAGCUAAUUGUGCUGCUGUCCUCCUGCCAACAACAGCCUACAUGCUGAGACUGAAGCAACCUCAAGCUAGAAAAAUGUUGGAAGAAGGUGUUAUAGUUGCUCUUGGCAGUGACUUUAAUCCUAAUGCAUACUGUUUUUCAAUGCCUAUGGUGAUGCAUCUGGCCUGUGUAAACAUGAAGAUGUCAAUGAAUGAAGCACUGGCAGCUGCCACCAUUAAUGCAGCUUAUGCUCUGGGCAAAUCAGACACACAUGGCUCCUUGGAGGUUGGCAAGCAGGGAGAUCUUCUGAUCAUAAAUUCAUCAAGGUGGGAGCACUUGAUUUACCAGUUUGGUGGACAUGAAGCAUUGAUCAACUACGUUAUCGUUAAAGGAAAAGUCGUCUAUGAAAAUGAGAGAUGUAAGACAAUGAGCAGUUACUGAGAGAGGGCAGUAGCUUAGUAAGCUACUAAAAUCAAAUUAGCACAGAGUAUUUCAAGUCAACAGACAAAUCAGAUUUGUAUUUACCAGUAAGUUGUUUGCCUGCUCACCUUACUCUUGUUCAAAUAAACCUUACCAAGCAUUA